CGUUAUCGUAUCCAAGCCCGAGGUCGAAGGGGGCAACAUCCACCAAUUCUUUUGCAUUCGUCUUUCGUUUUUCUCUUUGAUUGAAACUUUAUCAUCUGUUCGCAAGUCGAACACAACCAUAAUGUCUGGAAAAGACUCCGAUAAGAACGACUCCCGAGGUCCACCACCACGCGGCCUUCCCGCAAGAGAGAAGCUGCCAGCCUCGUUCCAGAAGAUCAUAGACAAAUCCGAUAGCGAGGACAAUUUCUACGACGAGCUGUAUGAUGGAACUGCCCCUCAAUCAACAGAAAGCAAUAUUCGAUAUGCUGCAUACGUAACCCGUAUUCGAACAGCACUUCUCUCUGCCCAAAGAUACGUGGCCUAUACCUCAGACAUUGGAGAAUCUUUCCGUCCAGUGGCACAUCCGAAUCUCGUCCGAACAGCAUAUGGAAUCUCCUGGGCGUAUAUUCUAGGGGAUGUAGCGCAUGAGGGAUACAAAGCAUACUGCAGCAACCAAAGGAUAUUGCACCCAUAUCUUCCUCGAGAAGCUGUGACGGAGAGAUACAACGAUGCGCAAACGGAUUUGAAAGCUGUGGCGGCAGACGCGGGUGUAUCUUUAGCCCCGGGCAAGGUUACUCCCCUGGAGGAUUACAGAACUGUUAUGGCGCAACGGGCUGUCUUCCAGAGCAUUGCAUCAAUGGGUCUCCCGGCUUUCACUAUCCAUUCGAUUGUGCGCUAUUCUGGGCGAGCGUUGAAGGACUCGAAGAAUUUGCGUAUUCGGACAUAUGGACCUAUUGGUUUAGGUCUAGCAGCUGUUCCAGCAUUACCCUACUUGUUCGACAAGCCUGUGGAGGAAGCAGUAGAAUGGGUGUUCCACAAAGGGUUCGCGAUCGUGGGAGGAAAGGAGGCGGUCGGUAAUGCGCCUGCGACUGGACGCGAGGAAAGCUUGGGAAUGAAGACAGAAAAUGUAGUGAGAGGUGGGGCCACAGACAAGGUCAGGAACAAGGAAAAGGAACUAUAAGGUAGGAUGGUGGGAUCACAGUACAUGUUAGCAUCGGCGUUUGAGGACCA
Cadophora gregata is the source of this 1050-nucleotide messenger RNA. RefSeq lists its product as uncharacterized. The record is from RefSeq and is a predicted model, not a curated record. Lineage: Eukaryota; Fungi; Ascomycota; Leotiomycetes; Helotiales; Ploettnerulaceae. Gene Ontology annotation, biological process: mitochondrial fission. Gene Ontology annotation, cellular component: mitochondrion. Bases 122 to 1000 code for a protein of 292 amino acids. The transcript is spliced from 2 exons.